UGUCGACGAUCCUUCUUUUUCCGAAGUAAAAUCUAGUAGCACCACCUACCUUGAUAAUUCAUGAUGGACGAAAUCUUUGAAGCGGGGCCGCCUGCAGGAGAAGACCUUCCCAUACACUCCGCCGCAGCCACGGGCGACACGAUAAAAAUAUCCGAAUGCAUACAGCUCGGUCAAGACGUCAACGCGUAUGACAGAAGAGGAGUUCCGCCGUUACAGCAUGCCAUUCUCACCGGCGGCAUCGACUGCGUUCGCUUUUUAUUGUCUGUGGGUGCGGACCCGUUACAAAGGCGGAUUGACGGGGCUCAAGGAUUUGAUGAUGAUUCUUUGACAACAACGGCACGAUGGAAUAAUGUGGCCAUUUUGAAAGAGCUAUAUGAACGGGACGCUCAAGAACUAAGCGAACCUUUACUUGCGGCUGUGUCAUGGGGGAGUAUCGAUACCGUAAGAGUGAUCCUCGAAUACGAUCAACAGGCAUCAACCACGCAGAUUAGCAAAGAAACUAUUUUGAGGGCUCUGGAGGAUGCUGCUAGGCUUUGGGCUGCAGAUCUUGUAGAACUUCUCAUGCCGGCUGUUGCAAAUGUAUCGGACAACGAAACUGAGAGGCGAUAUGCCUUCAGCCAGGCUCUGCUAUCGGUGAACAGAGAGAUUAUGGAGCCCGAUGAUCUAUUGGGUGACAGCAAUUCACCUGCUUGUGACUGGAAGAAAGCACUUGAAGUCACGAAAUUGUUGGUAGAGGCAGGCGGCGACAUCAACGCAAAAGACGAGGCGCAAAAAACAACACCGCUACACCAUGCUUUAGCUCAGACACCGAAGCUCCCUAAGGAUCUGAUCAUUUACCUCCUUGAAAACGGCGCCGAAGUCGCUGCAGAAGACUGGGAAGGAGUGACACCCUUUCAAAACGUUCUAGCUCACCCAGACGGCGCAGAGUUGAUCAGAGUGUUCAUCGAUGCUGGGGCAAAUCCUAAUGCUCGGAAUAGCACUGGAAACUCUCCACUGCAUUUCGCCUGCAGCGAGUUCUCUGCACAGCUUUUAAUCGAUCUCGGGGCCGACGUAGAGGCGGUCAACGACAAAGGGCAGUUACCACUUCACACAGCAGUUGGGUCGGGAUUCCCUGAAGUCGCCGAACUAUUGAUCCGACACCGCGCCGCUGUCAAUAGAGCGACUACUGAUGGAUAGACAACUUUGAUGUCCACUGUAGACAUUGAACGCCACGUCGCUACUAAGAGCUUUAACGGGCAUUCCAUUCAAUAAUGUUGGCAGAGAUGCCGCGCAACUACUUCUUGAUAGAGGUGCUAGCACUAGUGUCAAAGACCGGGAAGGUCGACAUGCGUUUGAGGUCAGAGGUCCAGAGGCUACACGAUCAGUCAAGACAGAAAACUUGAAAGCAGUUUGUGGUGGUAAUGAGGUCCUGAUUUCUCCGGGAUGCGUUCGGAAUUCAAAUCUGGCUCUAAAAGUCAAGUUUACUAGUAGUGAGAAAACUACACGUCACACAAUUGCGCAGAUCAUUUUCGAAGUUAUAGACGACACGAUCAGAAUAGCAAUCAUUCAUUGAGAUUGGAUGGAAACAACACUGUUCAUUAUGCGAAUAGGGCACCACUUCAAUGAACAUGUAUUGAUAGUUGAUGACCCAGAUUUGGUGCAUAGUCUCUGAUCAUUGGAUCUAGAAC
This is a messenger RNA of Aaosphaeria arxii CBS 175.79, 1667 nucleotides long. Its product is annotated as ankyrin. The record is from RefSeq and is a predicted model, not a curated record. Gene Ontology annotation, molecular function: protein binding. NCBI's taxonomy places the organism in Eukaryota, Fungi, Ascomycota, Dothideomycetes, Pleosporales. The transcript has a single exon. Bases 61 to 1176 code for a protein of 371 amino acids.